Molecule: messenger RNA, 1824 nt
Organism: Morchella sextelata
Lineage: Eukaryota; Fungi; Ascomycota; Pezizomycetes; Pezizales; Morchellaceae
Exons: 3
Coding region: 1-1824 (607 amino acids)
Molecular function (GO): nucleic acid binding
Source: RefSeq, a predicted model, not a curated record
AUGUCCUCUCGAUCUACAUCUACGCUUCCGAGAGUCCCCGGAGAUAUUACUUACCUACCGGUUAAGGGAAAAUCACUAGAUCUAAUAACAGAGGAGCAACUAUUCGAGCGAACUGAGCUAGGCAUGAUAUUUGCCAAACCCCCCUACAGUGAAUUAACUAGUGAACAUGGGUUUCAGGCCGUACUUGAAACCCCUUUCGUUCCUCUCCCCGGUGUUGAAUUUUCUGGUCCGGCAGUUCAAAGUCACGACCAAGACAAUGAAGUCUUCAAUUAUCUCCGUUUCAAGCAUCUCAAGGAGUCAAGGGAGAAAAACGUAGAUGGCGAAUUGAGAAACGUUCGCUGUCUUCUUGAUUGGUCUACAGACGUAUCUAUUGCUCUGGAAUCAGCCGUUGGGAACAAUCCCGGGACAAUGGAAUCUAUAGAGAUCGGGGUUUUAACUCUUGGGGAAUUUCUAUUAGAUGAAAAAAAGCUUUUUGUUGGUGUCCAGAUUAUCAAACUUCAUAUACAUGGACGCCCAUACAUACAAACUGUAAAGGUUGUCAAGGAGCUUUUCCCCGGUCAUCAAGAUAUUAAUAUCGACAUUGUCUUGGGUAAAGACUUUUUGGAUGCCUGCCCCGGGCUUGCCUUACAGCCAGUGCUAUCUGGAGGCUCACUUGAAUUUGUUCCGUGGGAUCAUCGUGGCCAGGAAAUUAAUCCCUAUAAAAGCUCAUUUACCGUCAACGAACUAGGCGAACUGUUGGUGUACGUUUGUGGCCGCUCAGAGAAAGAAACCUCUAACCCGCAUGCACGCGCUGUAGAGGAUCCUGGGGUAUUCCUGGAAGAGAGGGGAGCAUAUGGCGUCUUUUUUGGGCCAAAUUCUCCUUGGAAUAUGUCUUUAAUUUCAACAAUAAGAGGCACUCCAGUCAAUGACACAGCGUUGAUAGAAGGCGUAAUAGCUGUAUCAGAUCUCUUGAUAGAUGGAGGGUUUAUCUUCGGGAACCCUACCUUUUCUUCUGUCAGAGUUUUUACAGAUUCUUCAUUGGUUGUCGAAUUACUAAAUUCGGAUACGAAAAUUGAGGAAUAUGAAAAAAAGGGGUGGAAAAACAAGGCAGGGGUUCAAUUAGGCAUUGCUGAGCCUGUGUCGAAGUGGGCUCAUUCGAUUCGCGAUCGAUACAAAUCAGUCUGCCAUAUUCCAUGGGUGAAAAAAGAUCUUUUCAUCUUUGAAAGGAUUGACAAAAAACGAAAAGGGCUUCAGGCUGCCCGUCACCUGGCCUCAUCUGGUCUGAAAGCAGAGUUAUAUCUGUGUGAUAAAGAUCUUGGUGACGUUCGAAAUUCUAAUAGAGAUAUAGCUGGUUGGGAGGAGCUGAGAUCUUCUGAUUUUCUAUACAUGAUCGCUCCCAGAGUCACCUGUGGUACAUUUAUGAUCAAACAAAAAAUAACCGACUUUGUUGACAGCCGUAUUCAAGCAAAUGCAAAGGUUCCUCAAGAAGAUGUGGAGGCGCAUCCUAAGCCACACUCCAUACAAAAGUUUUUUGCAAGUUACUUUCGGCCUGAGGACUCUUAUGACUUUGACUCAAUUAUCUUCAACCUUACAGCCUACCGUAAAUUCAAUGCCAUGAAGAUUCUUGAGGCUUUGGAUAGCUCAUUUACGAAAGAGGUUGUGAGAAUUGCAAAAGAAAAGAGAAGAUUACCGGAUUCUCUUGAAUUUUUUAAAGAAGAUGACGGGAAGAUUCAUUUCUUUCAUAGGGAUCCAGACGUAUUUUCACGAAAGCCGUAUCAAGAAAAGUUGAAGGAUAUCAAGGAAUCACCUUUAACCCGUGGUACGUACCGGGGCCACAAAUUAUAA